This is a messenger RNA of Nematostella vectensis (starlet sea anemone), 2228 nucleotides long. RefSeq names its product major facilitator superfamily domain-containing protein 1. NCBI's taxonomy places the organism in Eukaryota, Metazoa, Cnidaria, Anthozoa, Actiniaria, Edwardsiidae. The record is from RefSeq and is a predicted model, not a curated record. Bases 47 to 1585 code for a protein of 512 amino acids. Gene Ontology annotation, biological process: transmembrane transport. Gene Ontology annotation, molecular function: transmembrane transporter activity. The transcript has 17 exons.
CGUGGGUCAUCUGUGAGUCACGUGCCUUGUCUUCCUUAUUUUCAAAAUGGGCGACGUAGACUACUCUCCUCGCGAGCGUUUUUUGCCGGGUCCCAAACACGGCUGCCUUCACCCAGCGAGAGCACCAUUUAGAUUUGUUCUUCUCAUCUUUACAUGUCUUAUGACAUUCGGUUCCUAUUACUGCUAUGAUAUGCCAAGCGUCUUGCAGAAGCAAUUUACAGAGAGUCCACAUCCUAAUGCUACAGGAAACUGCAGUAAAAUAGAUGGCAAUCCUCCACCUGAUGGAACAGUCAUCAAUGGGACAGACUGCAUAAAAGGAUUAGGUCUUACGCAAAUAGAAUUCAACCUCUUGUAUUCAAUAUAUGCCUGGACAAAUGCUGUGAUAGUACUACUCGCUGGAAUCCUGAUUGACAAAUUAGGAAAUGGAGUUGGUGCUCUUCUAUUUUCGUCCAUGUGCCUUAUUGGAGUCUCCACAUUUGCCAGUGGCCUCUAUUUACAGGGAACAAAGGCUAUGUUCCCCAUUAUGCUGCUUGGAAGAAUUUUGUUUGGUUCUGGAAAUGGUUCCUUGACAAUUGUACAAAAUAGGAUUUGUGCUAUUUGGUUUACUGGAAAAGAAUUGGCAUUUGCAUUCGGGGUCAGCUUGGCAUUCUCUAGACUGGGAUCCGUCAUGAACUUCUUUUUAACCGAAGAGUUUGAAGAAAAAUACGGAUUACAGAUUACUUUAUGGGGAGGGUCAAUACUGUGUGGUUUCGGAGUACUAUGUGCGAUUACAGCUACCACAUUAGAUUAUACUGGGAUUAAACUGCUAAAUAGGAAAGCCGAAAUGGAAGCACAGUCGAAAAGAAUGCGCGUCACAGACAUCAAGUUUUUUGGUUCUUCUUACUGGCUGCUUGCAAUGACUUUGAUGUUUUUCUAUAAUGGUGUCUUUCCCUUCGUGUCUGAUGCUAGUGAUUUCAUAGAAACUAAUUACGCUGAAACAUUUAAGUUUGGCCCCAAGACUUCUGCGUACAUCGCGGGUGCUGUUUACGAUGUCUCCAUGGUCUUGGGCCCUUUUAUGGGUGCCAUUGUGGACCAGUUCGGCAAGCGUGGCUACCUCUCCCUGAUAUGUGCUCUGUCUUGUAUUCCUGUGUUCGGUCUCUUGUCAUUUGCGCCAAGUGUCCAUCCAAUCAUAUCCACUCUCUGGCUUGGACUUAACUACUCUAUAGCUGCUGCAUCACUGUGGCCAUCGGUUCCGCUGAUAGUCAACCAGGGAUGUGUAGGAACAGCGAUGGGUCUGAUGACGACAAUUCAGAUGAUCGGCAUUGGCAUAUGUAACCUGAUCGUCGGUAAAAUCCUCGACAUGAAAUCGGAGCACAAGUGGAAAUACAUGAUGAUCUUCAUGUUGGGCAACACGCUAGCGUGUGUCGUCUUCGCUGUCCUACUCAAUAUUAAUGACUUUCGCAAGGGCGGCGUCUUGAAUAAGAGUGCCAAGACAAAGCGUUUAGAGGCGGCCAUUGCUGCCUCACAAGACUCGCCGCCCAUCGAGCGCAAGGAGGAGUACACAAGUAGAGACGCAAUGCUCUAUGACCCGGCUUCUAUAAACUGAAGCUGUGAAGAAAAGUCAGAUAGCGAGGUAGAAAGAAAAUUUGUAGAGCGACUAGACAGCCAGUGCAUAUGUUCGAUUGCGGUAAUGUAGACGAGCAAGUUUUAAGUGCCACUAAGCGUGGGUUAGAGCUACUGAAAGAGAUAGUGUUUCAGAAGGCAGAAACUAAGCUAGACAGCACGUUAGAUAGCAAAUUAGACAGUUGGUUAUAUAGCGAAGUGGACCGUUAAUGUGCAAGUUAUACUGGAAGAGUCAGAGCUAGAUAUAAAGAGGGCAAUCGAGUUUGAUAUCGCGUUCGUUUAAGGCAACACGGAAGUCAGUGAGAUAUAGAGUUAGGCAUUUAGACAUUAUUGGGGGUAACAAGACAGCUAGUAAAAUAAUAGAGGAUUAAAAAAAUGAUCGAGGUAGAAAGACAGAAAAAAUGAGGUAUUAAGAUAGACCUUCGUUCAAGCUCGAGGACCCAGCGUACUUUGCGGGCGCUUUGCGGUAGUGACCUUUCGGAAGCGCCCGCAAAGUACGCUGGAUCCUUUAGUAUAACAUUCAUCAGACUCGCAAUUUACAGAUGCAAUGUCUCGUUACUUUUAUUAGAAAAUUAUCACAAGAAACUAUAUUUGACAGGUUUUACAAAUAAAAUCUAUUUUGCAUA